AUGCGUCGUCCAUCGUCAGUAGUCAAAGUGGGGAAUUGGAAGUGGAGCCAGUGGGGGACAGUGCGAUUGUGCAUGCUGCAUUGAUGAUAAUGACGUGCGGGGUUUGGCAAUAGAGGAAGUCUAGUUUAUUCCCCACAAUGCAAUUAUGUUGGUGUUUUUAGAGUCUAUUUACGAAGCGGUGUGGCUGGAGUAGUGCAGUGGUAGGGACCAGUGAUAGAGGAAGAUCGGACGAAUCAAUGUCCCGUAAGAUCGGGGUUGGCUUUGAAUUGACAGAUUACUGGGUCUUGAUGCGGACGUGGCACGCAUGAGUCGCGCAUUGUAAGGAGUGGGCCGUUGGGCAGCAGCAGCCGAAGCGGGUAUCUGGUGAAUGCUUUGUGCAGAAGAAAAUCGCUCAUUGUGCUUUGCAUUGGGGACCAUACCUAGUGAGUGAGUGGGAGGACGUGCACCCACUUUGCUUCUGAUUGUCUGCACCGUGCUUCCUUUGCCAGUCUUGGCAUUCGUUACGUUUGUCGUCACCUCAGAGACGCCCAAUUGCCUGUACAUAUGAGUUUUCUCCUGCCGCCUUCGCGUUUCGAAGGUGCCGCCCUUGUGAUCUGCUGGAGCUUGCGGUGUGAUGGAAAGUAGAGUGUCUUUGCAGUUUCGCAAUCGAGAAAUGUUCUUGAGCUCCAUGUGUCGGAGUCCUCAACAGCAAUUGAAGCUUUCCUCUGCUAUGCGUUUUAGGUGUGAAUGUUGAAGGUUGGCGCAGACCUGAGAGGUUGCAAGAGCUAUCAAGCACGUGCGCACUACCUUGUGUCCAGUCUUGUCCUUUCUUGUGUUUUCAGUUUUAUGGUGUGCUUUAAAGUAGGCUAAUUAUCGCAUUUCCUGCGAUCCUGGAAGAAAUACUGAAGAAGGUCAUUUGCGCCGGGUAGACAGCACUCUUCAAAUUGAGUAGAUACUUUGGAUGUAUCUCUCUCCUCUGUAGCUACAGCCUUGUAUAAAGACCGAUAUGAAGGCUCUUUAAACCUUGACAAGAGAAUUCUGGAGUCACUGGAGUUGAUGUUCGUUGCGAUGGCAAGAAUGGGGAGGUUUAUGGCAGUUCUUCUCGCAAUGGUAAUAUGCAUUUGCUUUGGGGAUGCAACAGCUCAAAAUCCUCAGAAUAUAACUUACAGGAUAGGCUUUCUGUCGCCUUCACCUGAUUCAGUCAUUCCCACCAAUCUGGCCAUUGAAUGGAAUUCGGCAUUUCAAGUGGCUAUGGAGGUCCUGAACUCCGAGAAGAGACCAUACACGAUGGUCGCAACGCUGAAAUCCACUGAAUGUGACUGGCAACUCGGCCAGCAGGCUGCGGAGACCCUUCUCCGUCCGACAGUAAUUCCACUCUUAAUCGGCGGAGUGGGUCCUGCCUGCUCUGACGCAGCUAUGUCAGCUGGCAGAGUUUUUGUGGAACAAAAUUACCCGCUUGUUUCGUUCGCUGCCACCUCAGAAAGUCUUUCGAACCGGAUUAAUUUCCCAACAAUUUUCCGUACAGUAUUUAGUGAUAGGUAUCAAGGAGCAGCCAUUGCAGCUAGUGUGUUACAUUUGAAAAUCAAACGUAUCACGGUGUUGACCACUCAGCAGUACUACAGCAUGAAUUUGGGCUCAGAAAUAGUCAAUGCGAUAGGUAACGCGACAAUUGUAAAUACAUUCCUUCUUCACAGAGGAGUGAAUUCAACUAUUGAUAUCACUGAGCUUGCUGGUGUUCUGGACAAAGUCGGAAAGGAAGAGUUUGUAGUCAUGGCUGUGCAACCAAUCCAAGCCUAUGAGAUCUGGAAAGCUGCCAGAGACUUGGACAGGAUAAGGUGGCCAUAUUGGUACUUUGGGACAGAUGGAGUUACUGCAUUUGAUCCUACGGACAACACUACAGAUCCCAGUUUGGUAAGCGCCUUGCUAGGAGAAAUUGGAGUAACCCCUCAUGGUGCCGACAUUAACAACCCCGCUUGCGAAAAGUUUUACUCAUACUGGAAAGCUAAAAAAUAUCCUGGCUAUCCCUCUGAAAGGAAGAAUAGAACCCGGUCCUACGUUGCCCACUUAAUUGACGCUGUGCAAACGUAUUUCCAUGUUAUCGACAACCUCAUUAAGGCAAAUGUAACUGUUACCAAACAGAAUGUUUUGAAAUCACUUAACGGCUCUGGUCCUGGAGUCCUAAAGUUCGAGGGCUGCAGUGGUACAGUCUCAUUUGACCCUGCCACUGGAAGCCGGAGUGUAGCAGCACAGGAUCCUUAUUAUGAUUUCAUGUCGCUUACACCUACAGAGUGGGUGGUCAAGGGGGCGAUAAAGAACGGGAGUUUGGUCAACUUGGAUCUGCUGAAACCGCCUGGUAGCGAGUAUGGUCCAAAUUCAGCGUUUACGGGACCCAAUCCGAAUGGCAUGUCACGCAAAACUAAGGUCUGGAUAAUUGCGGGUACCCUCGCUGGAGCAUUUGCUCUACUAGUUUUGGUCGCAGGUGCCGUGUAUUUACACCGACGCAAAAAACACCCAGUUGUGAGGUCCGAAUCCAUGCGCAGAUUUAUAGACUUCGGUAGUUUCCGAGGGAGUAGCUUCCGAGCCGGAGACAGCUUUCGAGGACCUGAGAGUUUUCGAGCUCCCACUUAAGUACGGAAAGGAGUUUCAUACAUGUUAACUAUGUAGCUAUUAUCCACAUCAGAUGGCGGCUGCGAGGCUUAAUUCCCAGGGCUCUAUAGCUGUACCCACUUCGUGUCAACUACUGUACUAUCCGCACUGAAGUUGCUCCAAGCCCUGGUCUCUGCGUGUACUUGAAUAAUCUCUUGGACGUCAUUACUAGCUGCUGCUGCCCUUCCUGACAUGUACAGAGAACAGUCUGUUGGCCUUGCUUAUUCCCAGACAUGCUGAAUUGUCACUUGGUAAUUGAGCUUCAUGAACAUGAGGUUACUGGAAGCUUGUGGCCACUUCAUACCGUGUAAGAGAAAUGGAGUAGGAAUUCAUGUGAAACUACUUCAGGAUGGUAUUCCACACAUACUCGAAACGUCUGUUUUGAAAUGGCUAACUUAUUCAUCAGACCACCAUCA
Physcomitrium patens is the source of this 3041-nucleotide messenger RNA. The record is from RefSeq and is a predicted model, not a curated record. Lineage: Eukaryota; Viridiplantae; Streptophyta; Bryopsida; Funariales; Funariaceae.